Messenger RNA from Diospyros lotus (date-plum), 2314 nucleotides. RefSeq names its product rust resistance kinase Lr10-like. Gene Ontology annotation, biological process: protein phosphorylation. Gene Ontology annotation, molecular function: ATP binding; protein kinase activity; polysaccharide binding. The transcript has 10 exons. The record is from RefSeq and is a predicted model, not a curated record. Bases 43 to 2097 code for a protein of 684 amino acids. Lineage: Eukaryota; Viridiplantae; Streptophyta; Magnoliopsida; Ericales; Ebenaceae.
UCUUACUCUUUUCUCUCUCUCCCUUUCUUUCUCUCUCUGAAAAUGUCUGCUGGAGACCGCGUCAUUGCAACAAGGAAUCCAACCCUUCUUUUCCUUCUCCUCCUAUAUUGGUCUGGUUAUGCAUAUAGUGAUGCUAAGUCCUCAUCUUCAUCAUCAUCCAAAUGUGAUCCAAAGUUCUAUUCUUCCUGCGGAAGCCUUCCCAAUAUUAGCUACCCUUUUCGCCUCAAAAACAACCCUGAACGCUGCGGCCUAAAGCAAUUUGAAUUGGCCUGCGAAAAUAAUCGCACGAUGUUGUACUUGUCAGUCGGGAAAUUCUACGUCCUAGACAUCAACUACACGACUGAAAUCAUUCAGGUAGUGGAUGUGCGCAUCGACCAGCGCAAUUGCUCCUCUCUUCUUCCUUCAUUGAGGCUGGCUAACCUGCUUUCAUAUACAUCUUCUAGAUAUGUCUUCCAUCCUUUAAGUGUAGUACUGUUGGUGUUGGUGAACUGUGAGAGGCCGAUAAAGUACGCAGAACAAAAUACGAUGAUUCAGAAUUACUACAUAGAUCUUGCUGCUGGGUCUAAUUCUAAUUGUUUCAACAAUUACUCUCCUUUAAGACGAAAUCAUUGGUAUAUGCUGGUAGGUAAUGACGUGGCAAUGUCCAAUGUAGCGGAGUUGUGCACGGUGGAAGGGGUGGUUCCCGUUGCGGAUGCGCCGUUCCUCGAUGACCGGAACGUUUCCCUCUUGGACAUUAUUCACAGUGCCAUGGCUAAUGCAUUUAAUCUUUCUUACGGCAGCUGGCGGUGCCCGCCACAUAGGUCCUACUUCCAUUGCCUCAGGGAGAAAAAGCAAAUUUAUGUCGACUUUAGCACAUAUCGCUUCAAAUAUGGCAUCUACAAGUACAAGAAGGGCUAUUUUUCUACAGGCUUCAAUGCUCUUGUUUAUUUCUCUGGCUUCGAAGUCAAUGUCGAUCUCCCAGCCCCAGCCAACGGUAACAGACUCUAUCCCAAAAUCAUUGGCUUCGGUAUUCUUGGAUGUAUCUUACUCCUAGUAUUAAUAGGAUAUCUCCUACUUGCAAGAGCUUUAAUUGGGCUAUCACUUUAUUUGGUAUUUUUGGCGUACAAAUUCAGGAGAAGGCAUGUAUGGAUGAACGAAGACAUUGAAAAUUUCCUUCUAAGUCAAGACAAUCUGAUGCCCAUUAGCUACUCUUACUCUAAGAUUAGUAAAAUGACUAGUGGCUUCAACCACAAGGUGGGUGAAGGCGGCUUUGGCCUUGUGUAUAAAGGAAAGCUUGAAAGUGGUGGAAUUGUGGCUGUAAAAGUAUUAAAGAUGUCCAAAGCUACUGCUCGAGAAUUUAUCAAUGAAGUUGCCACCAUUGGUAGGAUUUAUCAUCUCAAUGUGGUUCGCCUUGUUGGAUUUCAUGCUGGGAGAUCUAAACGCGCUCUUAUAUAUGAUUUCAUGCCUAAUGGUUCACUUGAAAAGUAUAUAUUUUUUGAGCAAGGAGAAUUUUCUUUGACUUACAAGCAAAUGUUUGACAUUUCACUUGGCGUGGCUCGUGGGAUUGAGUACUUGCAUGAUGGUUGUGACAUGAAGAUCUUGCAUUUUGACAUCAAACCUCACAACAUUCUUCUUGACGAGAACUUCGUUCCUAAAAUUUCAGAUUUUGGAUUGGCAAAAUUGUACCCAACUGAUGAUAGCAUUGUCUCUUUGACUGCAGCUAGAGGGACAUUUGGCUACAUGGCUCCAGAGUUGUUGUACAACAACAUUGGAGGAGUUUCACACAAAGCCGAUGUUUAUAGUUUUGGCAUAUUGUUAAUGGAAAUGGCAGGUAGGAGAAGAAACCUAAAUGCCUAUGCAGAUCACACAAGCCAAAUUUACUUCCCUUCGUGGGUUUAUGUUCAGUUCAACGAAGGGAAAGGGAUAGAAAUGGGGGAUGCUAGCGAAGAGGAAAAGGUGCUAGUGAACAAGAUGAUGUUAGUGGCUUUAUGGUGCAUUCAAAUGAAGCCCAUUGAUCGUCCGUCGAUGGGUAAGGUUGUGGAAAUGCUCGAAGGGAGUGUUGAACUCAUACCUAUGCCUCCCAAGCCCUCUCUUUGCCCACAAGAAAUGUCAAAUUAAUAUCACAGAAUCAACACAACACUUAAAGGUAAGCACUUGUUAUUGAAUAAAUGGUCAAUGGUCAUGAUCACUAUAAACAUUUGAACUCAUCCUCGUCUCAGUCCUGUCAUUCCAAUGCCUGCCAUCUUCCAAGGCAUGGGUGAGCUUAGAGACUUGGUUUCUUGGAGCACGCCAUCUUCCAACUAGAAACAUUUGUAAGUUGUAAUUUUUUUUUUAU